GCGACGCGUCCGGUCGCUUUGUAGCAAUAGGAUGAAUCAUAAAUCGCUCUCUUUAGGACGCGUAAAGCCCGGUUAUGGUUUGUAAAAUAUAUUUAUGUACUUAUAUAGGGUUCAUUGAAGUGUUUGGGAUACAACAACAUUGUGCUGUCUUGAACUUUACACAUCCUCAUGUUAACGCGCACUAUCUUUUCUAGACUAUAUCUGCGGUAUGUUUCAUUGCAGAAGAGAGUACUAGUAGGUGAUCGUGGUUUAGUCAGACAUUUUUGCAGCAGGAUGGACCGCGCAGUUGUGCGCUGUGUGCCUUCAGAGCCCAAGCUGACCAUUUCAUUCACUGUGGCUGGCAGCUCCAGGCACAUGCUGAGAGAGCAAACAGAGGAGCUGGGUAAAGUGUUAGCCCGGAUAUCUAACAGUGUCAUCAAGGCGCUGAGUAAAGGGAAGAAGUCGAAGAAGAGCAAAACCGAGAACACGAGCUCGGAUGUGGUUGAACCGGUGGUGCGGCUUUACUUUAACGGCGACUUGGUGCCUGAAGACGCGCUGAACCGUGACGCGUGGCAGGACGGCGCCGUUCUGCAGGUCGGAGACGCAAAAUACAAAGUUGAACGCAAUCCUCCGACUUUCAUCACCGCACAGCUUCCUGCAUCAGUCCUUGCCGGAUUUCCGGUCUGCCCCAAACUGGAGAUUGAAUUCGGGGACAUGAGGUGGUGUGUGUUUAAGUGGUACAAGGAAAGCUCUCCAAAUGCGCACACACGAGGAGAAGAGGACUCCUGGGUGGAAGCAGGAAGCGACCGGGUCUUUACACCAUCCAAUAUGGACGUAGGGUUGAGACUGAAGCUGAAAUGCAUGCCGGGAAACGAGUCCAGGCUCGGCCUUGCGGUGGAGCUGGUAACCUCAAGCUCAGUGGAGGCUGGUCCAGGGGUUUGCACGUUUGACAACAGACACUUGUACAGCCGCAAGGUCACGAAUGACUCCACAAUCAGGGUUGUGACCUACAACAUCUUGGCAGACAUCUACAGUCAAACCGAGCUCUCGAAAACAGUCCUGUACCCUUACUGCGCUCCAUAUGCGCUCGAACUCGACUACAGGCAAAACCUCAUCAAGAAGGAGCUUUCGGGCUAUAAUGCAGACAUCAUCUGUCUCCAGGAGGUGGAUAAAGGAGUUUUUAGUGAUAGCCUGGCACCUGCACUGGAUGCCUUUGGCAUGGACGGGGUGUUCAAAGUGAAAGAAAAGCAGCACGAAGGACUGGCCACGUUUUAUAGGAGAUCGAAGUUCAAGUUGCUCUCCAGACAUGAUAUCAUGCUGAGCGAAGCCUUAGAAAUGGACGCGCUUCAUAGCGUACUCAUGGAGAAACUGUCCACCAACCCAGUGCUGAAAGAGAAGGUGGUACAGAGAAGUACGACGCUGCAGGUAACUGUUUUCCAGUCCAUAAGUGAUCCGUCAAAGAUAGUGUGUGUUGGAAACACACAUCUCUACUGGCACCCUAAAGGAGCAAAUGUUCGACUAAUACAGAUGGCUGUGGCCCUGAAGCACCUGAAAAAGGUCAUCACGGAAGAACACGCGGGCACGCUGAUAUUCUGCGGCGACUUCAACAGCGCACCAUCAUCAGGACUCUUCCAGCUGCUUAGUCAGGGUUCAGUAUCAGAGCAGCACAGUGACUGGGCAUCUAAUGGUUCUGAGGAGCUUCUUCAAAUGGAGCUUCACUGCCCCUUUCAGUUGACUAGUGCGUGUGGCGUACCAGACUACACCAACUAUGUAGGAGGCUUUAAAGGUUGUCUGGACUAUAUUUUCAUGGAGCCACAGGCUCUGGAGGUAGAGCAGGUGAUUCCUCUGCCCAGUCACCAGGAGGUCACUACAUACCAGGCCCUUCCCAGCGUCUCUCACCCAUCUGACCAUAUCGCUUUAGUCUGUGACCUCAAAUGGAAAUAAGCAACCUCAGCUUUCAUUUUGCAAGCGAACGUCUACAGGCUUUAAAUCUACAGGAUCACAGUUCCUUCUUUAAAUUUCUGAUGUUACCACAAUACAAGAUGACCUGCUGUUUAUCUAGCAAUUUGUUUUGAAUAUGAAAAGUCCAUAAAUAUCCUGAGUGCAGUAUGAAAAAUUCCAGCUUGAUGUAAUUUACUUGGAGUACACAGCCUUAAAACAAGGUUUAUUUAAGUCACAAUCAUUUUAUUUCAGUCUUUAAUAGGAAUUAUUAAUGAGCCAUGGGGGGGAGGGCUGAUAUGAUAGCAGAUGACAGCUCAAACUGUUAACGGGAAUAUCAAAGCACUUCUUUGAAGGUGCGUGAGAUUUUUUUUUAUAUAUAAAUCACACGCACAUCUUGAUACCUCAUUUGGUCAUUUUUCAAUUUAGGUGAAGAUUAUAUGAAAAGUCUCAAAGCAGGAAACGAGCAUUUUUAAGGCAAGUGUAAAUGCAGUUAAAUGCUGGUUAUAUAGCAAGAUGGUCCACUCAGGCAUCAUAGUUAGUAGGAUGUAUUAAGGCCAAAUAAAUCAGGUAUUCAACUCAAAAUUUAUCUUUCAUACAAAAACAAAUCUCCCUCACGCACCCACCCACCACAGGAGUACAUCAUAAUCUGUUUCUCAAUUAUACAUAUGGGUGUUACUGUAAUUUGAUCUAAAGUCAUUUAUUUAUUGAAGGAAGCUGUUAAGAUUAACAUGCAUGCAAAAUUUAGAUACAUACAAAUGGAAUGAGAGCAAAAACGUUUGUAUAAAUAUAAAUAUGUUCCCAUGUUUGACAAAAUACAAGCCUUUGGACAGGUUCUCAUUCCCAUCACAGGAUGCGUUGACCUUCAGAUUCUUGUGUAUUUCAAAUCAAACUAAAACAGGCAUACAGUUACACACACCUUACUGAAAAUAACUUAUUCAGUCAACCCAAUUCGGGGGGGGGG
Messenger RNA from Neoarius graeffei (lesser salmon catfish), 2881 nucleotides. RefSeq names its product phosphodiesterase 12 (gene pde12). Gene Ontology annotation, biological process: nuclear-transcribed mRNA catabolic process, deadenylation-dependent decay. The coding region runs from base 169 to 1923 and encodes 584 amino acids. Gene Ontology annotation, cellular component: mitochondrion. The record is from RefSeq and is a predicted model, not a curated record. Gene Ontology annotation, molecular function: 3'-5'-RNA exonuclease activity. NCBI's taxonomy places the organism in Eukaryota, Metazoa, Chordata, Actinopteri, Siluriformes, Ariidae. The transcript is spliced from 3 exons.